AUGAGGAAGAUGAAACCGAAACGGCGCUCAACCUUUUCACCAGCAAGUGUGGAGACAACGUUAAAGUCGCCGCGCCCAAAAAGGAAAAGAUUCGAUUCAACAUCACCACAACGUCGCAAAUCUUCUAACAGCAGCGAUGAAGUCAAACCUCCUCCUGAAUUUAUACCAUUUCCGUACGAGAAACUAUGUCCGAAAUUCCGCGAUUUGUUCGGGAAAAACGCGGAGGAUUUUACUCUUGAGAAGGAUGACUUGCUCGUACUCCAACAUGAACUAGAGAGAAUGUUGGCCCAUUCUGCCGAUUACCUGAGGCGAGCUCACGGCGAAGUGACCUACCUCAACACUGGAGAAUACCCUGUCCAAGAUCUCAGAACGAGACCCAUGCCGUCUUACAAGUUGCGCGAGACCCUUCCGUUAUCACCCACAACGACCCAAGAGAUGCAGGACACAUUAUGCGGCCUUCCUGAAGAUGACACCGAAGAUAACGUGGACAUAUGGCCACCGCAUCAUAUUCCACAACGGUUUUGGACAUGGUGUAAGUCUGACUUCCUGACACCAAUUGACGCCGAUUAUCUCAAAGACUUCAAGCUGUGCCUCAUCGAUAAGUACAGUGCAGAGGAAUUGAAGGAGUAUUAUGUCAAUGAACCUUGGAAACAUCGGAAGCGACAGCGGUCGCGCAUUGCUUCUGGUGACGCAACAUGCCCACGCACCAGAAGGAAAUCUAGCAUCGAUGGUCCUUCCGCUGAAAAGAAACAGGAACACAAAAAGGAAAAGGAGGAAAAGAAAGUUCCUUCAACUUCGUCACUUCGCCCAACACGGAUAUCCGACUCAAAGUUAGCACCACUGAUCAGUGAUGUGGUUUGUGCAGCGAGCAGAGAAAUGCGCAAAGAGGAAUUCACUACGCCUGUUCGUCGACUUUCGCUUAGGCUGCAUUCUCGCGAUGACGGUGAAGAUGAAAGAAAAAUUUCCGUCAAAAGCGAGCCAUCCGAUUUGAGCAAUCAUGAUACUAAUGACGGAGUGUCAGUUGAUGUAGUUCAGUCGAAUGGGAUUACACAGCGAUCACCAAUAAGUUCUCGAUUGCAUUCUCCAAGGAUCAAAAAAGAAUCGAGAGAAGAGAUGGAUGACUAUUGGGACCGUCCAGGACCCAGCAACGCUCACACACUUCCUAAUGGAAAAUGCAAUGGAGAACUCAAGAGCAGGCUGAAGCGUAAUGGAGAGGUCGACGAGCAAGCACAACCAGGCUUAGUGCGUACAUGUAAUAGUCAAUGGGAAACGUUUCGCACUUCAUUACUAGGUUUACGUUUGCGACGGGUGUCGCGCGUAUCAGUUUGUAUUAUGCCGAUACGCUUUCUCUUUGGCUUCGUGGAUAUACUCAACAACUCAUUUACAAAAGUAGAAAAUGGUGUCCAAUCAAAUUCGCCCUCCAAAGUGUUUUCUCCAUCGUCAUCUGCCGUAUCAAGUGUUUCUGAGGAGAACGAAAUCGAACGGCAUUACCGAGAAAUUGGAAGUCGCAUUGUCAAAAUGCUCGUUGAAAGAGGAUUAAUACCUUCGUCAACAGAACACGUCUAUCGUGAAAUUGCAACAAGUUCGGUGGAACGCGACUUAGUUGUCAGUCACGAAGGGAAAGAGGAUGAUGAUGACUCAGACUUGGAUGAAGUUUCGGAGGAGCUCCUCAGAUGUCAAAUGGAACUGCAAGAGUUAGAGCCAAGACUAAGAGGCGUAGUAUCUCACUGUUGGAGCAAAGUUCGCGGAGACUUCGCUUACUGGGAGACUGCAAAGCAGUUGGAUGAUGCUGACACUGAUUUGUUUCGAUUGGGUGUCAACAUGUAUCGUGAUCUUCCUACUCGUCGUGUACCUACAAAUACCGAGCUGCCUACUUUACGGGCUGCACUUCGAAGGCGCAAUCGCAAAGCUCGGCAACACUAUGCAAGACUUGAAGUAUCGCUGGAACUGCCCACCGACGUCAUGUGUAGUCAGAUCUCGAUAGUGACAGUAACAGUUCAUCGUCAGUUCACCGUGACGGAACGAAGAGUUGUUGCUAAGGGUUCCGUGCUCCUAGGCACUUGA
Messenger RNA from Necator americanus (New World hookworm), 2064 nucleotides. RefSeq lists its product as uncharacterized. NCBI's taxonomy places the organism in Eukaryota, Metazoa, Nematoda, Chromadorea, Rhabditida, Ancylostomatidae. The record is from RefSeq and is a predicted model, not a curated record. The coding region runs from base 1 to 2064 and encodes 687 amino acids. The transcript is spliced from 17 exons.